AGGACAAAAACAUGUAAACGGAUGGCAACAAAUUGAUUUAAUCGGGACGUCAACCAGAUUUUGUUUCACCCUACGCAAUUUCUUUCAUCGAUUCAAAAGUUGUUGCUAUCUUGUUUACCUGUGAAAUCAUCAUUCACUUCUUGUUUGUUGGUAUAUUAAGCACGCGGAAGUGCGCCUAGUAUAAAAUAUUUGUUUUUUUUAAGCUCCAAUCUUCAAUUUUUCAUUUUAUUUCAAUUUUUGUAUACCUAUUCCUCUGAUGACGUUGCCAUUUCCAGAUAUUCAAUAUUUCCUGUUUUUACCUCUUUUCACCUUUGAUUUUAAUAUUCUUUAGUUCUUUUGAUAACGAAUUUCUUCCCACGUUGUUAAUUGACGAAUAAAAAUUGGAUAUUUUAAGAAUAUCGUAGUGAAAGACCAAAUUAAACGCAUUCAUCGCGUAAUUCGCAGUGCUUAUUUUAAGCUUUUUAGGAGCGGCAGUUUAGCUUUGAAUCUUUGAAAUCACAAUUGGUCAGCUUAUCGUUGUAAAUAGAAGACGGUGUUUGAGUUUCAUUUUCAGAGGAUAGAGUGACCAAUGUACCGCUGUGAUUGACCAUCACUCGUUAGUACAAUUUCCUAAUUUUGUUUUAUAAACGCUUCAUUAGCUUACUUAACAUCCCUAAUCGUGCCAAAUCAGUUGCAAUUGUCGCACCAUAAAGGUCUACAAAACAGGGAAUUACCUACGUAACCUUACACUGUGGACAACGAGCGACAAUUACUGAUAACGACGUCUAUUUUUUCCAUUCUAAUUCUGAACAAGCGGAAGUUAACUCUCUUUACCAUUACUUACCUCUUCUUACCAAUUUUUAUUGCUCAAAAGCCCAUUUACCCAAAACUACAUUCAGAUCGCUUCUUUGAAAAAACUGAAGCUACAAAAAUACGUCACAGAAAAAAUUUACACAUUAAAUUUACGUAUUCUUUCAUUUGGAAAAUCAUUACAGCUCCAAAGAGUUUUCAUUACUAUUUCUGAUCCAAGAUUUGAAAAUAUUUUUUCGAGUUAUCAUUGAGUAGUAGAGUUCUUUGUUUUAAUUUAACAGGCGAAGUAAAUUCCGACUCCAAAAAAAAUUGUUUAGUUUUGACCAAUUUUACACACAUUAUUAUCCUAAUUUGAUUUUUAAUAGCGUCUAUCGUUCUAUUGUUUCGUCUUCAGCCUAUUUGUGUUCGAUUUUACAGUUCUAAAGACGUCCACUGAUAUUUUAAGAAUAUCCCAAAAUAGCUACCAAAACUGUAAUCUCCUGUAUUAAUCUGAAUUUUUACGAUUAACUAAAAUAUACCGGUCUCAUUUUUGACUUGAAGCUCAGAUUCGCUUAAAAAUAGAGUAAUGAAGAGUGUGAAUUGAGGAAAAGUAGAACAAGAGAAGGCGGCAUCUGUUGCUUAAUUAAAGAAAAAGCUUUGGUUUUAUUACAAAAAGCAUAAAGCUGACAGCGCAAUAUUUCAUUACCAUUCACAAUUUGUCCUACAUUUACCACCACUUUUUAAAAUUCUAUCAGUUUUAUUUGAUCCAAUAUUUGUUCAUGCUCCUUCAAAUUUGGUAUUACAUGUCGUAACACCACUUGCUGUAUUUCUAACUUCAUAUUGUUAUUCUAAAACAAGCGAAGCGCUCUUUUAUUCAUUUAUUUUUAAGUUCCCUCUGUCACCAAACCAUCCAACCAAGAAAUUCGAAGCUUGAAUAAAUAUAUUUUUGAAAUUACCAUUAAGUAGGUAUAUUCCAUAAUUAACUGAUAAAUAUUCCUUGAAUUUUUCAUAAAUCUCAAGUUUUCAGACCAAAAUUUUCCAUCAAGCUUGCAUUUUAAACCAUUUUACCCUCAAAUUUCAUGUCUUGAAUAAAGAAGCCCGCAAAAUGUUAUCGUAUAUUGACAACUUGCUUUCAAACUUCAAAAGUGAUUCUAAGGAGUCGAAAGCCGAUUCAUCUGAAGAUAAGGGAUCGGAUGAAACAAACAGGGGAACGGAAGGUCCGAGAAACAAAUCAUCGUCUGCCGAGGUCCGAACAACAGAUGCGAAGACUAGCGGGCCAAUGCGGAAGAAAGACUCGUCUUUCAAGUCUAUCUUUGGGUUCAAAUUGAGAAGUUCUGACUCAUCUUAUUCUGCCUUAAAAGGCAACGAAGAGUCAAUAGUCUCGGACUCCGAAGAAGCAACGAAUGAUUCUGUCUCAGAAACUAACUUGAAACCCGACAAUAAAAUUGAGUGUGAAAAACGAAUCAGAACUGAAGGCACGCCAAGUGACCUGGAAUCAAUCGAUACUCCUAUCGAGAAUGAUUACGACGAUGACGAAGACGACGAAUGUUCUAGAAGAAGUAGCAUGACUUCUACUGGAACUGGGAUUUCAAAUAACGAUAACGCUUCAGUUGACCUUGAUUGUGACCCUGAGUUUUUGCAGAGUUACAGGCAAAGUCGGUUCAGUUUUCUUCCAACUCCUGAUCAAAAUUCAGCCAGGAGUUCUUUUUCACGCGAGCAAAAUCGUAGGAAGAACAAAAAUCGACUUUCGCACAGUCACGAUAGUCCCCGAGUCUCAUCCAUUCAACAGAUAGGCACGGGUUCGAACCCAAGUCCGACCAAAAACGUUUUGGCCAAAUUUAUCUUAGCACACAAUAUCAGUAAUAACAUUCCAAGCAUUACUUGUUAUAAUCAAAAUUCAGAUUCGGAUGCGAACUCGAAGGGAAGUAGUGACAAUGAGAAGUUUUUUGACUGUGAGGAUCACGAGCCGGAGUACCAGUACCAUUCCAGCGGGGUGACGUCAUCAGGGUCAAGUGCGUCACAAAUGAGGAGACUCCCGGAGCAUAAUUCAGAUAGCAGGGAAAGCAUAUCUGAAAAUGAAACAAUAACAGUUGAUUUGUCGAGCAAAACACCGUCGCCUCGGCUGUGCCCGACAAGUGCUGCGAAUACUCACAGACGGAGGAGCAACGCACAACGACGCCACAGCGCCAACAAAAUCACAACCAACGAGGACAAAGAUCAACAAACGAAAAGAAAACAACAUCAACAACAAUCGAGUAAACAACAGAAAAAUAAACAGAGAAACUGUUCCAACUCACAAAAUAAUAGUAGUAACAUCGGAAAAGUGCACCCGACAGCUAUAGAAAUGCAGUCUGCGGGUUUUACUGUUCCCGCUUCGGUCGUCGCAGGUGGAAAUGCAUCUGUGUCGAGUCAGAACCCGAGCGGAAGCAAGAGUUACUCGUCCAGUUACAAAGUUCUGACGUUUGAGCAGUUCUCAAAACUGGACAAUUUGAUGAACUCGGAUAUUGAGAUUCACGGACAAGGGACGUUUCCUAACAUAAAGGUGACGCUCAAAGACUUCGUUGUUCUUCUCAAGAAAAAUAUGGAGAGCGAACAAGUGCCAUUGGAUUCCAUACGAUUGAAUGGAGGAGCUGCCAGUCACGUGAUCGGAAUGCGACAGAUGAUUGACGACAUCGGAUACAACGACUUGGAUCUCAUCUUCGGACUCAAAUCCGACGACGAGCAAGUCUUCGACACCGUUCGUCUCAUGCUCUACGCCACGCUCCGCAGCUUGCUUCCUGGAUGUGGAACGGAAACAAGUCGGCGACAACUUGACGACAGCAAUGGCCAGGCAUCAGGUGACGAGGGUACUGAGAGUAGUGAUGUCAGAACGACAAAUAACUCGGUCAGUGCUUUGACGGACAGUGUGAUUGAUGAUGGUUAUGUACACAAAAUGGUGAAAGUGUCCAACAAUAACGACAACUGGAGUCUUAUUUCGCUCUACAACAACAACGGGGAAAAUGUAGAAGUCAAGUUUGUUCACCGAAUGAAACGUCAAUAUGAAUUUAGUGUUGAUUCGUUUCAGAUCGAACUAGACUCGCUUUUAAGUUACUACGAAUCGAUUACAGAUGAUUUUGUUAGCUUUUCGAAAGAUUUUUAUCCCACAGUUAUGGCCGAAAGCAAGUACGGCAAGUUCGAUGAAGCUUUAUUCCAUUUAAACAACAAACUUGUUGCAACCUUGAGGCCUGAAGAAAUCAGAGGCGGGGGUUUGUUGAAGUACUGCAACUUGCUUUUAAACGGAUACAAUAUUGCCGAUUCGGAAAUCAAAAAUAUGGAACGAUACAUGUGCUCAAGAUUUUUUAUCGAUUUUCCAGAUGCAAGUUCUCAACAGAACAAGUUGCAGAAUUAUCUUAGAACCCAUUUAAGAAAAGCGCCUAGAUCAGCAAGGCGGAAAAAUGCACAGAAUCAGAACUCAUCUUCGAAUUUGAAACAACAAUCCCACCAAUUUUCGUCGAGUAGCGAAUCUAAUGAAGACAAGGAGAAUUUAAGCAAUGAUUGCUCAACUCCCGUUCAUAUUUCAGUGCCAAACUCUCAGAUGCAGAAAGAAUAUAGAGUCUUAGACGACGGAUCUUUGGAACAUCAUCGCAUCAAUUUCUUGUGGAUCGCGAGGAGAAUUAUCGACGAAAGCACAGUUUGCUUAAUGAACAUUGAGAGAGCUUGCACGUUAAACUUACUCGAUAGUUUGAUCAAUGAUUUGUUCAGAGUUUACAUCGUCAAAGCAGAAAGAUUGAAAAUGUGCUCAGACAUGGCAGAAUCCGGAUACUACAGCGAAAACUCUUCGACCGUCUCGAACCCCCUGUCAAGUCCUUCUCAUUUCAGUCGUUCUUCCAGCCCUGGAAUUUCUUUAAAUGGAACUACUUCUCACGCCAGCCGUAGUUCAAGUCCGUCUGCCGCUGCUGCCGCGGUUUUCGGAAUAAAUGCUCAGCAUAUGGCGCCGAGUCGUUUAGCCCAUUUUGACCUCGCGGCGCUUUGCGUUCCGGCAAAUGGGUCCACAUUUUUGCAUCCAGCUUCGGCAAACGGAAUGCAUUUCAACUCGACGCAAUUUUUCCACCCGGCACAAUACGGGAGUACAAUGCAUACUGGCAAUAUUUCUUUUGUCGCGGGAAACGGCGGGAGCUUUGCGACGUCAUCAAGAGGUGUGGACCAAACAGGGUUGUCGAUGAGUCAUCAGAAUUAUCAUAAUCAUUGUCAUAACCAAUCGGGUAAUAACGGCGGUGGCAGUGGGAGGCACUCGAGUAACGGGGGAAGCUAUCACCAUGGUAACAACCACCAUUAUCAGUACAACCAUCAUCAUCAUCAUCACAACCAAUCGAAGGGUCAUGGAGCAGGUUCGAGGAACAAGGGUUCCAACCGCGAUAACUACCACUACCAUUAUCCGAAAGGAAACAACCAUGCCAGCGGACUGUCCAGCUCAGUGGGUUCGUACCACCACGGCAACCAAUUUUUCUCGAGUCACAGUGGCAACGGCGGCGGAGGCGGACAGUUCGUCUCAAAUGGCCCAAACCAAAACACACAACACUACCCAUCAGCUUCCUAUGUUUACAACUAUGGCAAUGAUAAUUACACCGAAGCGUUCCCGCCUCUGAGUACGAAUAGAAGCGUGGGCAAUAGUAAUAACCAGGACCAAAAUGGUUAUUAUUACCACUCGAGCUAUUAUGGGAGUAACGGUAACGUGAGUGGGUGUGGUGCCAAUUACAGUUCCAAUAACUUGUACCAGACUCCCCACCAACAUUAUUCCAGAGGGGGUCACUCACCCAGACAGAACCAGUCGGUUGCGUCAUCAGUUACGUCAUACUCUGACUGGAAUCAUGAGUCACCACUUAGUGGAACUCAGUUUGAAAAUGAGCAAAACAACGAUAUGAAUGAAACUGAAGAAAAUAUCCAAUGCUCAGCUAGAAGUCAACGUGCAAAUUCUUCUGCGGCUGCGAGAGGUCAACGACCUUUUGACCCUAAUGAAGGCGCCGAGGAUGAAGAAAAUGACGAUGGCGAUGAUGAUGUGACCUCAACAUCCGAGACUUCGAUUUUAUCACGUGAUCAAGCGACAUGUAGCGAGCCCACGACAUCUGCGUCAGUUGCACUGGCGGCAUUUUGAGGUCAUGGGGGGCGAGAAGAGUCAUUAAAUGCGGUAGAGGUCAUGUUGAUCAAGAUUUGAGUGCUAUUUUGUCUGGACAUUCAUUAAUUAAAGUUUCAAAUUUCUAUUUUACCAUAUUUGACUUUUACUUGUUACAAAGGUCAAGCAAAAAUAUCUAUUUUUGAUGAAAAGUUUAUUAAAAAUACAGUGUAGAUUUGUGCAAAUAAUACUUUAAUGUGCUUUGAUUAUAUUUUUGAUAAGCUGAAAAAAGUAUUAAAAAUGUAAAACAAGCAUGCACGGGGUGAUAAAAAACUUUAAAGACUGAAAAACAAUAUCAAAUAGCAAUGAUGGUGUAUAGAUUGUAUUAUUUAUUUGAUGUCUUCUAAUAAAAAACAUAAUCCUGUGUGCUAGCUUGAUCAUAUACCAAAAAAAAUAAAACAAAAUGUUCAAGCAAAUGUUAUCAAGUUAUUUGUCUGAAAAUGAAGAAAUACUUCGAAUUUCUGAAGUUUUUUCAUUCGUUAACUAAAACAAACUGCUACUUUUACUCAGAUGAAAUAAAAAACUAUAAUAACAGAU
Molecule: messenger RNA, 6454 nt
Organism: Symsagittifera roscoffensis
Lineage: Eukaryota; Metazoa; Xenacoelomorpha; Acoela; Convolutidae
Exons: 4
Coding region: 1874-5899 (1341 amino acids)
Biological process (GO): mRNA stabilization
Molecular function (GO): poly(A) RNA polymerase activity; RNA binding
Source: RefSeq, a predicted model, not a curated record